GAAUUGUCAUGGCGAUAAAAAAGUGAACAGACCAAGCAAGAUUUGGUUUUUUUGACAAUCGCAGUUGAGGAAACCUUUUAGUUCAUGAAUGCUAAACAUGUGCUUUUAUUUGCGAAAGAUCAACAUUCAAAUGCGGGAUUAAGGAGAAAUGUAUACUCAAAAUUUGUGAGUCUUUGUUCCUUACAAUGAUAAAUUCGACAUAAUCGGGGGAGCAAUUUCAAUUGUAAUUAAAAUCGAUCAGCCAGGAUAUUUUUGUAUCUAGUACCUUUUUUACCUCACCUGCCACGUUCGCAUUGUUGGAUUACAGCACGUGAAAAAUUACAGGUACCAGUAUCUGAAAUAUUGACUACCAGCCCAAGAGACUUUUUCUACGGUUAACAAACUGUUGGAACUUUUAAAAGGGAUUUUAAAGAUCGCGGCCUUGAGAAAAAAAUUGGAUAUAGUUAAGCAAUUAAGUCAGGGAUAAGAAUGUUAUUUACUUCAACAGUGACGUAACUGUUUGUUUGUUCGGAAAUUACCCUCUUUUGAACUUUAAUAAUAAAAGCUUCAUUUUAAUCGCCAACACUUGCACUCUGUGAUUGAAAAUCAAUGCGAUGGCAUAUUACUUAUACACCCCUCGUAAUACUUCGGAUAUAAAAUCAUUCAGACUUCGAAUUGAGACAGAAGAUCCACUCUUUAAAGGAAAGAAGAAGCUGAAACUGGCCGGGAGGGAAUUGGGGGAUAUUCCAAAUGUAAUAUUUCAACUUCAUGAGCUGGAGAUUCUUGAUCUAAGCCCAGAGAGACAGUCCUGCCUGAAUUUCAAAGUUCUCGCGGUUCCUCGAGGAAUCUCGAAGCUGACAAACCUUAAUGUGCUGAUCCUAGACACCAACGAACUGACGGAACUUCCGGAAGAGAUAUGUCAGUUGGUGAAUUUGGAAAGUAUGGCCCUCAGCAACAACAUGUUGGACCAUCUUCCUGCAGGAUUUGACAACUUAAAGAACUUAAGGAGUCUACAUAUGGCGAAUAACAAGUUCGAAGACUUUCCUAUGGAUUUAUGUCAGUUGGAAAACUUAGAAUUCUUAGACAUGAGUGAUAACAAUCUAACAAUGCUACCUGUGAGUAUCUCAAAUUUGAAGAACCUCCAUACUUUGUUGUUGUUUUUGAACAAUUUGUCUGCUCUCCCGGACAGUAUAUGUGAUAUGACAGAACUGUACUGUCUAUGGAUAGGAAACAAUAACAUUAGUCGUCUGCCACAGAACUUUGGGAACCUGACAAACUUGGACUGGGAUGAGAGGUACACGUCAUCGGUGCUGGAUGGGAAUCCUCUCACAUACCCCCCUCUGGAGAUUUGUCGGCAGGGUAUCCGGGCAAUUGACAAAUUUCUGAGAUCAUCGGACCUUAAUGGUGUCCGGAAGCUGGUCAGCAAUCCCACGUGGGAGAAGUCCGAAGAAGAAGCCGAUUAACUUUAGUGCGCUGCACGCACAUAUACGCAAGUUUGCCAUUAAUCUGAACAGUUUAUUUCUCCUCGCAAUCCUUUGUGCCGCGCCAGGGAUUAUCGAAUUUAUUCGUUUAAUGUCGUAAACACUUUCAAUUAUUUACCAUGCAUGAUUGUGUCAAGUUUUGAUCACUUCUAUUUUCUAUUUGAAAACCACUGUUUACAUAAAUAUUUCAUCGAUUUUAUAUGCUUGUUUCAUAGGUUAUAUCUUUUAUAUUCUUGUCAGAACUUUCUGUGUUCCUUCAAUUUUUAAUUCGUGCAUUAAAAAGAUUAGUGUGUCUGAUAUUUUUUUGUACAUAAAUGUGCGUCAUUCUGGAUACUUUCCUUGUAGUUCUAGAUCGUAUUGUUAGAAAUUUCAAAAAAAGAACUCGUUCCUUUUCAGAACAUUUUAAAAGACGAUAAUUAAGCUAUAGAAUGCAUUUAAUUAUAUAUGUACACUUCCCCUGAUGUUUUCAUAUAUAUACAUGUAAUUGCAGCUAUUUAACAAUGGUCGACGAAAUUGGAUCAGUAUAACCCUGAUUUCAACACACACUUCAUUCAUUCCUGAAUGAAGUUGUUAAAAGUGAACAACUGUAAACCAUUGUAAAGUACAUGUGUACUUUUAAAUAGCUUUAAAAUAUUGCAUUCUUGGUGAAAUAAAUGAUCAUCGGUGUGUUAUACGAGGGUUGAUCCAAAAGUAAUGUCACUGUGUCAAUAUCUUUAAUAUUUUGCGUCAUAUUAUUAAAUAUCAUAUACCAAAAGAUGCAUAAAAAUAAAUCUAAUCAAAAUUGAAAAUUUCAUUUAAUAAUGUUAAAUUGAAUUAAUUUUAUAGACGUUUAAAAUAUUAAACUUUGACUAGUAGCAA
Messenger RNA from Saccostrea cuccullata (small rock oyster), 2318 nucleotides. RefSeq names its product leucine-rich repeat and death domain-containing protein 1-like. Lineage: Eukaryota; Metazoa; Mollusca; Bivalvia; Ostreida; Ostreidae. The transcript is spliced from 2 exons. Gene Ontology annotation, molecular function: protein binding. Bases 594 to 1442 code for a protein of 282 amino acids. The record is from RefSeq and is a predicted model, not a curated record.